Messenger RNA from Amaranthus tricolor (Joseph's coat), 7826 nucleotides. RefSeq names its product histone-lysine N-methyltransferase ATXR3-like. Gene Ontology annotation, molecular function: protein binding. The transcript has 20 exons. The record is from RefSeq and is a predicted model, not a curated record. NCBI's taxonomy places the organism in Eukaryota, Viridiplantae, Streptophyta, Magnoliopsida, Caryophyllales, Amaranthaceae. The coding region runs from base 443 to 7528 and encodes 2361 amino acids.
CGUCUGGCAGUCUCUUUUAAGAGACUAGUUGAUAAAAUACCGAUAUCCUAAGUAAACGAUUUGAUUAAAUCAUACUUGGAGAAUAGAAAUUUGGUAAGAAAACUUGAGAUCGGAACAAACAUUAAAAUUACACCAAGGUUUUUCUCCCAUCAUCUUUCGGAACGGAAAAAGACACUCCGUUUCAGAGAGAGAAAGAAAAAAGAGCGCCAAGCGGAGAAGAUAGGAGAGAGAGAGAGAGGAAGAGAAUUCUCAGGCGACCAAGAGUUUUAAUAUCCUUCGGGGAAAGAUUCCUGGAUCUGCAUUCAAUUGUUCUUGAUUGAUUUGGUUUUUGGCGUUGAUAACUGGAACAAGAUUGGCGAAAUUGCAGUAUGAGCAUCAAUAGCCCCGGAAAAGGGGAGAAUUAGGGUUUCUGAAACAUAGAAGCGGAAAGCUUUGGACUUCCAUGGGUGAUGGAGGUGUUGCAUGCGUGGCUUUGCAACCAAUUAUGGACAAGUUUUCUGGUUCUGAUACAUUUUGUAGUACCAACAACAACAGCAAUGGUAAUUUGGACAACAAACCUAUCAAGAAGACUCCUCUUAAGAGGAUGAAACUCAAGAGAGAUGCAUUUUUCAAAAAGGAAGAGCCCAAACCGGUUGUUGUUGCAGACAAAGUUAAGAGCAGUAGUGAAGUUGUAACAGUACAAAAUGGCAAAGACGAGGUAGAAGAAGGUGAAUUGGGAACUCUGAAGUCACCUUUCAAAAGAGACGUUGAGAAUGGCGAAUUGACUCCUGAUAAAGGAAAAGGUGAGAUUAGUACUGUUAAUGACAGGUGGAGGAAAGAAGAAGUAGUAGACAGAGAAUGGCGAAAUCCUGAACCAGAAAGAUAUGAUCAGCAUUCUGGGAGAUUCCGUACCAGUGAUAUUGUUCUUAAGAGGGAUCGAUUCCUGGAGAAGUAUAGGAAGGGAGAUUACGAGAAAGCUGAGUUAUGCUCAUGGAGAAACUUCAAAGAUGAAGUUGAGAAAGGGGAAUUUAUCCCUGAUAGAUGGCAUAAAGGAGAUUAUGUUAAGGAUGAGUAUGUUUACUCAAGGGGGUGUCGAUAUGAUAGAAGUAGAGAAAGAGAACGACGGUAUGAACGUGAUUGGACACCGUCUUCACAUAAGUAUUCAGCUGAGGAUGUCUCUCCAGGUAGGGAGUUUAAUAGAAGUGGUAAUCAUCGACAUUUCAAGAGGGCUGCAAGGUGGGAAGCCAACCAAGAAUGUAACUACCCGAAAUCGAGCUGGAAAUUUGUAGAUGACUUACCUUAUAAGGAUGAUCAUGGCCAUGGCAGGAGCCAAGCUAGAGAGUACAAUUCUGGCGCUAGAUUUAAACGACAUGGCACUGAUUCAGAAAGCAGUGAUCGCAGGCCUUAUGAUGAUUAUGGGGAUUAUAAGAGUUCCAAAAGCAGAAGGAUAUCAAAUUCAGAGCAUUACUCACGUCAGUCUAAUGAGAGUAAAUCAUGUAGAAAUUCGAAUUCAUCCAGGUUUGUUUCUGAUAGGUUGUCAUUGCGCCAUUAUGAUACUGGUUCUACAAGAGGGACUUAUGACAGGCAGAGGCGUAGCCCUAGUUAUUCUGAAAGGUCUCCACGUGAGAGAGCAUUGCAUCAUGAUCAUAGGGAUCAAACUCCCCGUCUUGAGAGGUCUCCAUGUUUUCGUGGUCAACGUAGUGAUAGAAGAAAUGGAAGUCCCAGCUGUGUGGAGAAGUCUCCUAAUGACCGUUUAAGGAUGCAUGAUCGUAGGGAAAAAUCCCCAAGUUACUCUGGUUCCCCACAUGAUCGCAGUAGACUAUCUAAUCACUGUCAAACGAGCAGGAGUGAAGCUAGUGAGAUAAAGCAGAAUGAUAAAUUACCGGAAGAAAAGCCUACUGAGAACUUCCAUAAUGAUAAAGAUUUAACAGACUCGACCAAUGACCAUCUAGAUGCAAAUGGUACGCAGAAUGUUGUAGUUGGUGAAGUUAUUUCUUGCGAGACACAGGUUAAAGAUGAGCCUCGAAGUCCUGGCUUGGACGACAAGGAACAAUCUUCACUGGUUGAUGGAGCUUUUGGAGAGUCCAUGGAAGUAGACAUGGAUAUAUGUGACACACCACCCCAUGUCCCGUUUGUGGCUACUAUGAAUCCAGGAAAGUGGUACUUCCUUGAUCACCUUGGAGAAGAGCGUGGACCUUCUAGAUUAUGUGACUUAAAAUCACUUGUAGAAAAAGGAUUACUUAUGUCUGAUCAUCUGGUCAAGCACUAUGAUGGUGACAGGUGGGUGACUGUUGAAAAUGCAGCAUCACCAGCUGUGACUUCAAAUUUUACAACAAUUUUUUCAGAGACGGAUACGCAGCUGGUGAGCCCUCCUGAGGCUCCUGGAAAUGUACUAGCAGAUGUGUCUGUAGAUCAGGUUGGUAUGGAAGCUUUAGAUUCUUCUAUUCAAGGUGUGUCUGCUCAAAGUGACCAUCUUCCUGUUGAUGAGCAUGGAAUCGAUAAGAGAGUUGAUGCUUUUUUAGAAGGCGUCAGUGUUUUACCUGGAAGGGAACUCGAGAUUGUUGGAGAAGUUCUGCAGAUGACAUUUGAUCAGUCGGAGUGGGAGAGAUUUGGUAUUGCAGAAGGUUUUAUGCCGAAUCAUGCAUGCAGUCAAGAAACUCUUGAACAGAGUCAAGAGGAGGAUAUGCCAAGGUUUUUGGAGGCUACAUUAAAGGAUGCUUCUGAAUCCGCUUCUACUGCUAGUCUUGAUAAAGAAUGUUCUUAUGUUUUUAGUGAAUUUGCUGAAUGGUUUUCUAGUCGAUGGUCGUGUAAAGGUGGAGACUGGAAAAGGAAUGAAGAAGCUGGGCAAGACAAAUUCUUUAGAAAAAAAGUAGUGCUUAAUGAUGGUUAUCCUCUUUGCCUGAUGCCAAAAUCUGCUUUCGAGGAUCCACGGUGGCAGAAAAAAGAUGACUUGUACUACCCUUGUCAAAGCAAGAAGCUUGAUCUCCCACCUUGGGCAUUUUCUUGGGUUGAUGAGAGGAAUGAUUCGAGUGUUUCCAACAAGCUGGGUCAAGCAAAAUCUGUUGCUGUAAGAGGAGUCAAAGGAAGUAUGAUGCCAGUAAUUAGAAUCAAUGCAUGUGUUGUUAAAGAUCAUGGUUCAUCUGUCUCUGACUCUCGGUCAAAACCAAGAGGGAAAGAUAAAUAUUCUUCAAAGAGCACAAAGCAUUAUUCUUUGUCCAAUGAAAUGAAAAGAUCAUCCGAAGAUGUUUGUCAUUUAAGAAGCUUGAAGGAGCAAAGCACCAAAGGAUCUUGGAAAUCUAAUACUAUUAGUAAACCAAAAGACCGGAUCUGUACUGCAGAUGACUUGCAGUUGCACUUAGGUGAAUGGUUUUAUCUUGAUGGUACAGGGCAUGAACAUGGGCCAUUUUCAUGCUCGGCACUUCCAAAACUCGUUGAAGAAGGUUUUUUGAAGAAUAAAUGCAUUGUGUACCGAAAACUUGACAAAGUUUGGGUUCCAGUUUCUGCUGUUAUAAUGGCUACUGAGAAUAGUAGCAAACUCAUUACAGAAAUUGUCCCACCUAAUGGUGAAUUGUUUGAAGCAUCUGUUAUGCAUGGUGAUGAGAGUUCAAUUUCUAGUUCAUUUCAUAGCUUGCAUCCCCAUUUUAUUGGGUAUACUCUUGGGAAGCUUCAUGAACUUGUUAUGAAAUCUUAUAAGAGCCGUGAGUUUGCUGCUUCCAUAAAUGAGGUCUUAGAUCCAUGGAUAGUUUCUAGACAGCCGAGGAAGGAAAUGGAGAAGCACAGAAGCUCUCAUAAUCUUCUCAAGUCAUCCAUGGAUAAUGAAGCAUUUAUGAUUUCUGAGGAAGACAUGCAUGUUAAAAAAAGAGGUCGCACAUUAUCUUAUGGAGUUGAUGAAGACUACUAUUUGGCUGAAGGCUUUCCACCACUUUCUCAUAGGGAUCCCUCAUUUGAAGACUUGUGUGGUAGUAUUGCUUUUCGGAGAGAGAGUGAGUGUUCUAAAGCUGUCUCAGGGAGCUGGGGUUUACUGGAUGGCCAUAUUUUGGCACGCAUCUUUCAUUUUCUCAGAUCUGAUAUCAAAUCUCUGGUAUUUGCUUCUUCAACUUGCAAACAUUGGAGAUCUGCCACCUGUUUCUACAAAAAUGUUAGUGUACGGGUUGAUUUGUCAACAAUGGGAUCCAAGUGUACCGACUCUGUCAUUGGCAGUGUAAUGAGUGGUUACAAUAAGCAAAUGAUCAAGGUGUUGGUUUUAGAUGGUUGUACCAAUGUUACUUGUGCUGUGCUUGAAGAUAUUCUCCACUUUUUUAGUGGUAUAUCCUUUGUUGACAUUCGAGGUUGUAGUCAGUUUGAAGAGUUAACGAUCAAAUUUCCACUUGUAAAUUGGUUCAAAGGACGAUGUUCACAAGGGAUGAAAAGUUUUGAGGAGUCAAAUUGGAAGAGGAGGUGUUUGAAACAGAUGCCAGAGCAAUCUUCUGCAGUUGCCAAGUCUAGUCAUGGGAGUUAUAUGGAUGAAUCCAGUGGACUCAAAGAUUAUUUUGAUAUGGUGGAGAAAAGAGGUGCUGCUAAUCAAGCAUUUAGGCAGAAUUUAUAUAAGCGUACGAAGCUAGUUGAUGCUCGAAAGUCUGCUUUAGUCCUAGCUCGUGAUGCUCGUAUGAGGCAUUUGGCAAUAAAGAAAGCUGGAAAUGGAUACAGAAGAAUGGAAGAAUGUCUUGUUCUUAGCUUAAAGGAUAUUAUGAAGGGGAAUACAUCAGAAUUUUUUGAGCGCAAGGUUGCAGAAAUCCAGAACAGAAUCAAUAAUGGUUAUUAUGCUCGUCGUGGCUUGAGCAUUGCUAAACAAGAUAUCAUUAAAAUGUGCAGGGAGGCAAUAAAAAUGAAAAAUCGAGGUGAUGGAGGUGAUAUGGAGCAGGUCAUUCCACACUUUAUCAAACUUGGAGAACGUCUUGACGAGAGCUUUAAAACUGCUUUUGAUAAAAAUAAUAUGAUGAAAAAACAAAGAGAUGAAACUAGUGUGUCUUCUGCGUACAGGAAGUCUAAAACACCCACAGAGAGGAAAUACCCCAGCCGGGCAAAUGGUUCAUCUUUUAUUAAUGGGGGCUUUGAUAAUGUGGAAUGCUCAUCUGAUCGGGAGAUGAGAAAGAACCUUUCAAGAAUGAAUAAAAAAAUACACUUGGAAGGUGAAUCAUCUGAUGAAUACGAGUUAUCAUCAGAGGAUGAUGAAACUGAUACUGGAAGUGUCUCAGACGCUGAUAGUGAUUCAGAUGUCCGAUCUGGUGUUACUUUCGAGGCAAGAGAGGAUUACUUUACUGCAGAAGAGGCUUACGAUAUGACGCCUGAAGACCGUGAAUGGGGUGCUCGUAUGACGAAGGCCAGUCUUGUACCUCCUGUGACACGGAAAUAUGAAGUUAUUGAUGAAUAUGUUGUUGUAGCUGAUGAGGUUGAAGUGCAACGAAAGAUGAAAGUUUCGUUGCCUGAAGAUUACGACAAAGUGAAAGCCCAGACUAAUGGCUCUGAGGAGGUAGAUAUGGAAAUUCCAGAAGUAAAAGAAUAUAAACCUCGAAAACAACUUGGACAGGAGGUCAUUGAACAAGAGGUUUAUGGAAUUGAUCCAUACACGCACAACCUUCUUCUUGAUUCAAUGCCUGAGGAUGUGGAUUGGCCUCUGACAGAGAGACAUGCUUUUAUUGAAGAUGUUAUCCUUAGGAUUCUGAAUAAACAAGUUAGACACUUCACUGGUAGUGGAAAUACACCCAUGACAUACCCAUUAAAGCCUGUCAUUGAUGAAAUUCUAGCAUCAGCUAAGCAAGAUAAUGAUACAAGAACUGUGAAACUUUGUGAAGCUGUUUUUCAGGCCAUUGAUGGUCGCCCUGAGGAUAAUUAUGUUGCCUACAGAAAGGGGCUUGGUGUUGUCUGUAACAAACAAGCUGGUUUCACAGAGGAUGAUUUUGUCGUUGAAUUUCUGGGAGAGGUUUACCCUGCUUGGAAAUGGUUUGAGAAGCAAGAUGGAAUCCGUUCUUUGCAGAAGGAUAGUAAAGAACCUGCUCCUGAAUUCUACAACAUAUAUCUUGAGAGGCCAAAGGGUGAUGCUGAUGGCUAUGACUUAGUAGUUGUUGAUGCGAUGCAUAAGGCAAACUAUGCAAGUCGAAUUUGUCAUUCUUGUCGACCUAAUUGUGAAGCAAAAGUCACUGCUGUAAGUGGUCAGUAUCAGAUUGGCAUUUAUUCUCUUCGUCCAAUUGAAUUCGGAGAAGAAAUAACCUUUGACUAUAAUUCGGUGACUGAGAGUAAGGAGGAGUAUGAAGCCUCUGUUUGUUUGUGUGGUAGCCAAGUUUGCCGUGGAAGUUACUUGAAUCUGACAGGCGAAGGGGCUUUCCAAAAGGUGCUGAAGGAAUGGCAUGGAUUAUUGGAUAAGCAUCAGUUGCUACUGGAGGCAUGUGAAUUGAAUUGGGUCUCUGAAGAGGAUUAUAUUGAUUUAGGAAGGGCUGGUCUUGGACAAUGCUUGUUGGGUGGUUUGCCUGAUUGGCUGGUUGCUUAUGCAGCUCGGCUGGUACGAUUUAUAAAUUUUGAGAGAACAAAGCUCCCUGAGGAGAUAUUGAAGCAUAAUUUGGAAGAGAAGAACAAAUAUUAUGCAGAGAUAUCUCUUGAGUUGGAGAAAACUGAUGCUGAAGUACAGGCCGAAGGAGUUUACAAUCAGAGGCUUCAGAAUUUGGCUCUUACACUGGACAAGGUUAGGUAUGUCUUAAGAUGCGUAUUUGGAAAUCCGAAGCAAGCUCCUCCUCCACUGCAAAAGCUUAGUCCUGAGGAGAUGGUGUCUGUCUUGUGGAAUGGUGAAGGUUCACUAGUUAAUCAACUUCUUGAGUGCAUUGCUCCACAUAUUACUGAUCACAUGCUGCAGGAUCUUAGAGGGGAAAUCCGUACUCAUGACCCUUCUAAUUCUGGGAAUAUUGAGAAAGACCUCCAUAAAUCUCUAUUAUGGUUGAGGGAUGAGGUUCGCAAUCUUCCUUGUACAUAUAAAAGCCGACAUGAUGCUGCUGCUGAUGUGAUCCACUUAUAUGCUUACACAAAAAGUUUGUUUAAAAUUAUGGAAUACAAGAGAGUAACUUCACCUCCUGUUUACAUCAGCCCUCUUGAUCUUGGGCCUAAGUGUGCUAAUAAACUGUCAGGAGUGACAGAGUAUUGCAAGACUUAUGGUGAAAACUACUGUUUAGGACAGCUCAUUUAUUGGCACAACCAGGCUAAUGCUGAUCCAGAUCGUGUGCUUGUCCGAGCAAGCAGGGGCUGCUUAUCUUUACCUGAUAUUAGUUCCUUUUAUGCCAAGGCUCAAAAGCCAUCAAAGCAGCGUGUUUAUGGUCCAAGGACUGUGAGGUUUAUGCUUGCACGAAUGGAAAAGCAGCCUCAGAGACCAUGGCCGAAGGAUAGGAUAUGGUCGUUUGAGAAUACUCCUAAAUUUUUUGGUAGUCCUAUGUUAGAUGCUGUAUUAAAUAACUCUUCACUUGAACGCGAAAUGGUGGUUUGGUUAAAGAAUCGACCUGCCAUAUUCCAAGCCAUGUGGGAUCGGUGAACAUUUGACAAGUUACACUGCUAAUUUUAACAAUCUUCUUCUAGGAGUCCAUGCAUCAGUUUGGAGCCUCUUCUCCCAUAGCUGAUCCUUUGGUUCUGCCUGCAUUAGCAUCUACCAUUCUUGUGUACAUUCUUUUUCCUCUAUUUAGCUUGUGUAAUUUGUAUCACAUUAGGGCAUAGAAAAUUUUCCCUCCACUCAGUUUUUGCGAGUAGCUUAAUUAAUUUUAAACGCAUAAUAUUUGUCAAUAGAAAGAAAAAUUAGAUGGGAAAUAUGAUAUAGCAAGCCAUUCUUCAAUUUC